This is a messenger RNA of Lathyrus sativus (Indian pea), 1059 nucleotides long. Lineage: Eukaryota; Viridiplantae; Streptophyta; Magnoliopsida; Fabales; Fabaceae. The record is from the annotation of a GenBank genome assembly.
AUGGUAGUGCCUUCUCCAACUUCCAUAAGAACCAGGAAAACAAAAGCAGUAGGAAUUCCGACGAUCGACCUUUCUGUUGAAAGGUCGCAGUUGUCGGAAUUAGUAGUGAAAGCUUGUGAAGAAUAUGGUUUCUUCAAGGUGGUGAACCAUAGUGUACCAAAAGAGGUUAUUUCUAGGCUGGAUGAGGAAGGAAUAGAGUUUUUCUCAAAAAGUUGUUCGGAAAAACGUCAAGCUGGUACUUCUACUCCUUUUGGUUAUGGCUGCAAAAAUAUUGGUCCUAAUGGUGAUAAAGGCGAACUUGAAUAUCUUCUUCUUCAUUCCAAUCCUCUUUCAAUCUCUGAGAGAUCCAAAACCAUAGCAAAAGAUCACCCCAUAAAGUUCAGUUGCAUCGUCAAUGAUUACAUAAAAGCAGUUAAAGAGUUAACAUGUGAGAUUCUUGAGCUAGCAGCAGAAGGAUUGUGGGUCCCUGACAAGUCCUCACUCAGCAAAAUUAUCAAAGAUGAACAUAGUGACUCACUUCUUAGAAUCAAUCACUACCCUCCAGUGAAGAAACUAGGAAAUGAUAAUUGGGACCCAUCCAAAAUUCAUAAUAGCAAUCAUAAUAAUACUACUAUUGGUUUUGGAGAACAUUCUGACCCUCAGAUCUUAACUAUCUUAAGAUCCAACGACGUGGGUGGUCUUCAGAUUUCAACUCACCAUGGUUUGUGGAUCCCUGUCCCUCCUGACCCCAGUGAAUUCUAUGUCAUGGUUGGUGAUGCCCUUCAGGUUUUAACAAAUGGAAGAUUUGUGAGUGUGAGACAUAGAGUUUUGACAAACACAACAAAGCCUAGAAUGUCAAUGAUGUACUUUGCAGCCCCGCCGCUGAGUUCGUUGAUAAGCCCGUUACCGAAGAUGGUGACGGCCCAUAGCCCAAGUUUAUAUAGGCCCUUUACAUGGGCCCAAUAUAAACAAGCAGCAUAUUCUCUGAGAUUAGGAGAUACACGCCUUGAUCAAUUCAAGGUUCAAAAACAAGAAGAUAGCAACAUUGAACAUGAUUCUCAUUCUCUAUAUAACGCUUGA